GAAAAUUAUGUAUUUUAUGUGUAGUAACCAAAUAAUGGAAGGGUGGUUGGAAAUGGUUUCCUUAUCUUCUUUCCUUUCCUCUCUUUAAACAACACCAGAGCAAUUCACAGCAAACUGUUUUCUCAUUCUAAAACACAAAUUGUCUCUCUUCCAUUCACAGAAAAAUGGCUGAAGCUGUCAUGAGUUUCACAGUUGUCAAGCCACACAUUCACAAUUCUCUCCAAACAACAAAAUUGGACUUGUACCCAUCAUCCAAAUCACUUAGGCAGUGGUCAAUCUCUAGGUUUAGCAAUGGCUGGCAUCAGAUUGAAAGCAGCAAGAGCAAAAGGGGGUCUUUGAGCAAAGUGAAUGCUUUACCAGAUUGGCCAUUAAUGGCAGUUCUUGUGGAACACAUUGAAGGCCAAAGAGACCUCAUAACACACAAAUCCAUUUGGCAUCUCAAUGAUGAAGCAAUAAAAAAUGUCUAUACAUUUUACAUAAUGUUCACAUGUUGGGGAUGUUGUUUCUUUGGCUCCACAAAGGAUCCAUACUAUGAUUCAGAACAGUACAGGAAAGAUGGAGGAGAUGGUACUGGGCAUUGGGUCUAUGAGAGGCAAGAAGAUAUAGAAGAAUCAGCAAGAGCAGAGUUGUGGAGGGAGGAGCUGAUUGAAGAGAUCGAACAGAAAGUGGGAGGCCUCCGAGAGUUGGAAGAGGCUGGCAAAAAGGAAGAAGAGCUCGUUAAGUGAUCACACUAUCAUUCUUUUGGAAAAUGAUUGGUGGCCCUAAAAAAAUUGCCCCUAAUACCCCUAAUUUCCAUUUUGGGAAACCG
Molecule: messenger RNA, 808 nt
Organism: Camellia sinensis
Lineage: Eukaryota; Viridiplantae; Streptophyta; Magnoliopsida; Ericales; Theaceae
Gene: PNSB4
Product: NDH dependent flow 6
Biological process (GO): photosynthetic electron transport in photosystem I
Cellular component (GO): chloroplast thylakoid membrane; NAD(P)H dehydrogenase complex (plastoquinone)
Source: RefSeq, a predicted model, not a curated record